Strongylus vulgaris is the source of this 396-nucleotide messenger RNA. The record is from the annotation of a GenBank genome assembly. Lineage: Eukaryota; Metazoa; Nematoda; Chromadorea; Rhabditida; Strongylidae.
AUGGCAAAGCAUGACAGUAUGUUGUCAAUAGCUAAGAACUCGGUACGACACAAUCUAUCGUUGAAUAAACAGUUUCGAAGAUUGGAUCGGAAAGAAGGAGAAAAAGGAUCAUUAUGGGUUUGCGUCGAUACCCCAGAGAAAAGACCACGUUCACUGGAAGGCUCACCUCCUAGGAUCAAUCCAGCCAUUGAACGACUUUACAUGGAAGGUCGGCUUGCUGAUAUAGCGGUUGUUCCAUCAAACAAACCCGUAGCUAGCAAGUCUGCCACUGAUCCUCAAUGCUUCUUAGAGAACAAUACUCAUCAGGAGCAGAUAUCUAUGUCAGAAGAUGCACAUUUAGAGGUGAUAAAAUUCUGCGCAGAUGACGAGAGCUCUGCUCAUUUUACGCAUGUUUAG